AAACUAUGAGCUGUGAAGCAGUCCUCAGAUAAAGACUGCAGCCAGAGCUUUGAUGACGACUACCUGUACAUACAGUGAUUCAUUCUGAAACUCAGUCAAUCAAGAGGUAAAGUAACCAACUCAAGUAUCAGAAACACUGAUUAAUUUUCAAGCUAUCACCCUCUUUAAGGGCUAUUGUCAGCUCCUGUCACAUGGGUUGCAGACAGUGCUGAAUUAAAGCAGAUUUCUGAAGGACAAGCCAACAGCACAUUCCCCAGUCUUUGAGAGUGUGUGUGUGUGCCUGUUUCAAAUAUCCACAGCAAAAGAAAAAUAUAUUAAAAGGGACAGAAAGCCGUCAAGAUGUUGAUGUAAAUCUGCAGUAUGAGCUCUUCUGUGGUUAAGAGCGAGUCCAGGACAUCCUUGUUAAAAACGGGGGGCAGAAAAUCCGAAUCUCAGGGAGACCAUCAGUCUAAGAAAAAUCACAUCAGGAACGGGCAUGGCAGAGAGUUAGAAAAUGAAUUGUUCUGUGGAGAUCAGGCUGACACUUGGUGGCCAGAGGCAGAACUCAGCUCCAGGCGGCCACUUUGCCAACCAGGGGCGAAGGGUAAUAAAGCGAAUCUGGCAAAAAGACAGUCACAUGGAUCUGACUCUGUCCAGGCUGAUCAGAAAGAAGGGCCUUCCAGCAGAACCUCUGCCAGAACUUCAAGGCACCGACCUCUGGACAGCGAUCAGCACCCUGGACAGCAGCAACAGGGACACCAUCAAAAUAGUAGCACUCGACACCUCGGUCAGCAGCCUGAGGAAGAGCAUCAAAGUGCAAGAAGUCAUAAUAAUCAGAGUGGCAAUCAUCGGCACCCUGGUCAUCACCUAGAGGAACAACAGCAACGUGGGAACAGUCAGAAUCAUCACAGUGCCAGCAAUCGGCACCUCAAGCAGCACCCAGAGGAAAAACAAAGUGGUAGCAAUCGGCACCACAAACAGAACUUCGAGGGACAGCGACAAAAUGUGAUCACUCAGACUCAUCAAAUUGGCAGCUCUCGGCAUCAGGGACAGCACCCACAGGGACCCCAGCAAAGUGGGAGCACUCGCCACCAAAGGCAAGAGGGAGACUACCAAAGUAGUCCCACUGCGAGCCAGCACAGGGGUGGCGUUCAGCACCAAGGACAGCGCCUGCAGCAAGUCUCCAAGAAGAAAGAGGACGAUGCAUCUGCUGCAGCAGACAGAGAGAGAGGCAGCAGCAAUUCUCUAACACUGUCUGAAACUAGUACACCUCCCCUGUCCAAAUCCGGCAGCAAAUCGUCUACCAGAUCCAGCCGAAGCAACGCGUCCUUGGAAGCGGACCCAGUGCUCUCAGAGGACCUGCAUCCGAUUCUGAACUCCGUCUUUGGGCAGAUACAGCAGGAGGAGGCGACCUCUUAUAAAGCAGUACAGACAUGCGAGGAACUCAGAGCAGCACCACUCGAUUACCAGGAGCCUCUUGCCUCCCUGGCCCAGAACUGCGCAGUCAUGCAGAACCUGCUGGGCCCAGCCUGCAUCUUUCUGAGAAAAGGCUUCGCGGAGAGCAGAAAGCCUGACAGACAACUAAGACCUGAAGAAAUUGAAGAGCUGCGAGAAGCCUUCACGGAGUUUGACAAGGAUAAAGAUGGCUACAUUGGCUGCAAGGACCUUGGCAACUGUAUGCGGACAAUGGGUUACAUGCCUACUGAAAUGGAGUUGAUAGAACUGUCACAGCAGAUCAACAUGAACUUGGGCGGCCGUGUGGAUUUUGAUGACUUUGUGGAGCUAAUGGGACCAAAAUUGUUAGCAGAAACUGCUGACAUGAUCGGGAUGAAGGAACUACGGGAUGCCUUCAGAGAGUUUGACACAAAUGGUGAUGGGGAAAUCAGUACUUCAGAACUCCGGGAAGCAAUGAAGAAGCUGCUAGGACAACAGAUUGGUCAUCGGGAUAUUGAAGAAAUCAUCCGAGAUGUGGACCUGAAUGGGGAUGGCCGUGUUGAUUUUGAAGAGUUUGUCCGGAUGAUGUCCCGUUGAAUUCCAGGGAAAGAGCUCCAUGUCAGAAACCUUGAAAGGCUGACUAGGCACUUUAAUGCAUUCCCUUCUACUUUAUCUUCAAACUCCCUCAUGAUGAGGAGGGGAAAUUGUUAUAAAAGUGAAAUUAGGGAAUCCUUUGGCCUGAGACUGGUAUAGAACCAACUAAAUGGAAAAUAUGGCAAGCAAGAAAAUACACCAUCAACCUGCUAUGACUGCUGCUAGUACUAUGAUUAAUACCCACAGAAGGAGAAAGGACAAUAUUUUAAAUAGGUAGAAAGUGCAAUGCUUUGUCCAGGGGUCCUAUGAACUGAGGGGCCCACUUAUGUUUGAUGUGUCUAAAACAUUUAUAAACAUACAUUCUAAGGUA
Protopterus annectens (West African lungfish) is the source of this 2377-nucleotide messenger RNA. It is a transcript of the gene CABP1, whose product is annotated as calcium binding protein 1. Lineage: Eukaryota; Metazoa; Chordata; Ceratodontiformes; Protopteridae. The record is from RefSeq and is a predicted model, not a curated record. Gene Ontology annotation, molecular function: calcium ion binding. Bases 361 to 2010 code for a protein of 549 amino acids. The transcript is spliced from 7 exons.